Alternaria rosae is the source of this 1041-nucleotide messenger RNA. RefSeq lists its product as uncharacterized. Lineage: Eukaryota; Fungi; Ascomycota; Dothideomycetes; Pleosporales; Pleosporaceae. Bases 44 to 886 code for a protein of 280 amino acids. The record is from RefSeq and is a predicted model, not a curated record. The transcript has 3 exons.
GUGAGAUUCAAUAUCCGGGCUGCAUUAAGCAGAGAUAUCGGCCAUGGAGCCUGUUCACGAGCAUGAACCAACACUGCUCAAUCCGGGAGCCGAGUAUGGCAAUUUGCCAUUCGACCAAUUUGUCCUGACUAAUUGGAAUUUCGAUAAAGCGGAAGAGAACGAUCAGGAGCAGUGGAACGACCUUGCUUCCAGAUGGCUGUCGAUGAGCCACGUUGAUCGCAGUCAAUACUGGAGAAUAUGCAGUCCCGCAGAUAGCCCCCCUCCUGAUGCGCCAUAUCUGCCAACGCAAUCGCAGAUUCAGCGUAUAUUGGCUGCGCACCAGACGAUCACCGAGCGCAAUGUAACUCAGAAAUUCCUGAGCCGUGUCCCUUACCCAAUCUGGAUCCGUACUUGCUAUGCGGUUGAACUCGACACUACUUACCAGGAAAUGUUCGAGUGCGGUCAAACGGACUUUGGGCCGGAGAUAGUUCUUGACAACGAAAGUCUGUAUGGUCAAUAUGGGCACGACUGGACAAAGGUUUUCCUGCGUCUGCCUCAACUCAUAGACAGUGUAGUCUAUUACAACGAUGGGCACCCGGAGAACGACGAAAGCCGGCUUGCAAUCUCACCACCUAACGAUGAGGCGAGACUGCCGUUGUACAACGCAGUCAUGAAGUCGAAAUCUAUUUACUACCUUUUCGACGAGGAAGCAGUGCAAGAAAAAUUGGUCAAGGUGCAUUUUCUCGACAUUCAUGGACAGUCAGUUUGGUACAAUAAAAUCAGGCCAGAGCAUAUCCAAGAUUUUGAAGCAGGUCCUAGCGGAGGCCAUCUGUCAGGGCACCUCGAAAACUGUGGGGAUGAUCCAUCUUUAUUGCAUCCAGGAACGUUACUGUAUGCUGAAGAAUGAAACAUCGUUCCGAUAAAUUAUAUACAGAGAACAACCCUAUGAAUUUGCGCAAUCUUGGUAUCCUACACUCUUCCCGCCGUUCCUAUGUAACUCAGUCAGCAUUAGUAGGGUACGGUGGAAAGCAAGUGCUUGGGAAGGUUGUGCUAGGUAGUGGA